CUCCAGCUGCGCGCAACAUCCCGGCAAGCCUCUGCUACACUUCCGUCUUACUUGCGAAGCCACCUUCUCUUGCUUCGUACAACUCCGAGCUAUCCCUCAACGUAGUUUGCGCGCAUAACGACACAACUGCGCCACUACAAUGGCUUCGCGACUGGUGCUGGUCUUAGGCGACCUCUUCAUACCAGACCGAGCUUCAGAUAUACCGGCGAAGUUCAAGAAACUCCUCGCACCCGGAAAGAUCGGCCAAAUUCUCUGCCUAGGCAACAUAACCGACCGCGAAACCUACGAGUUCCUGCGCGCCAUUGCACCCGACCUACAGAUUGUAAAAGGCGACUUCGACGUGGAAGCGCCUAAUCUCGCCUUAUCGAAAGUCGUCACACAUGGUAGUCUGCGCAUAGGCUUCACACAUGGCCACACCAUCAUACCACCCGGCGAUGGCGACAGUCUGCUGAUAGCGGCGCGGCAGAUGGACGUCGAUGUCUUGCUAUGGGGCGGCACACACAAGUUCGAGGCGUAUGAGAUGGAGGGCAAGUUCUUUGUGAAUCCCGGGAGUGCGACAGGCGCCAUGAGCACGGGGUGGUGGACAGAGGACGAGGAUCCCACGCCGAGUUUUGUGUUGAUGGAUGUCCAAGGCGACGUCCUCGUACUCUACGUUUACCAACUACGCAAAGACGCCGAAGGCAACGAAAAUGUCGCAGUGGAGAAGGUGUCGUUCCGGAAAAACGGCGGCGGCGCAUCAUAGACCAAGGGUAUUACGAACCGCGGCUGUCGACGGCUCAAGAACGGAUGGACGCAUGAACAGAGCGGUUGUGCAAACACCUAGCAUGCGCGUGCAUGCGUUCACUUCAAGAAAUAGAAGCAGUACACAACAUAUCGCAAUGAACAUGGACCCCCUCUAGCAAUCCAGCCGAGCCAGUUGGCGUCGGACUUCAUUCCGCUGUAGUACCGCCUAUAUACCAAGGAUGUCGUGUAAUAAACCCCAUCAUGUACAUGUUGUCCGUUACGGCUAGACACUCCAUCUUAGUCUGCGCAGAUCCCAUAACGAUAAAAAAGACCCGCAAUCAUGCAUGAUGACU
This is a messenger RNA of Alternaria rosae, 1076 nucleotides long. RefSeq names its product retrograde transporter. Bases 140 to 742 code for a protein of 200 amino acids. The transcript has 4 exons. Gene Ontology annotation, biological process: intracellular protein transport; retrograde transport, endosome to Golgi. Lineage: Eukaryota; Fungi; Ascomycota; Dothideomycetes; Pleosporales; Pleosporaceae. The record is from RefSeq and is a predicted model, not a curated record. Gene Ontology annotation, cellular component: retromer complex; endosome.